AUAGAGCAGUUAAAAGUGUAUUCAUUCUCUAAUUGUUGACUCGAUGAUUUGCUUAUUCAAAUAGAAAGAUAUACAUUUCCGCUAUUUAUGUUAAAAAGAUCUCAUAAUUUUUUUUACUGACGUAAAUUUACAGUUUUGGGUAAAGCACCCAGUUUUUAAUCAGGUGUAUGGUUGCAGUCUCUGGAAAUUGCCUUAUAAGAAUAUCAAGCUUCUUGCGAUUAAGACAAUCUUAGAAUGACUGUCUUUACUUGAUAUUGGCGUUACUAACUACUUUUGGAUUUUUGAGAUUAACAUCUAUAUCUAUUUUUGCUGUUUAAACUAUACUGUACUUAAAAUACAAUGUAUACUUGCGAUAAAUGCAGCAAGAAAUUCAGAAACCGCAAAAAUUUAAAUAAGCACCUAAAAGAAAAUCAUAAAGCAGAAGCUUCAUUAACCUCUCACGAUAUGGCAAUAAUUAAGAAGAAAUCAGAUAUUUCACUUAAACUGAUUCCGGAUAAUGUUGAAAAUGUAAAUACUAUAGAGAUUGGCAAACCAAAAAUAUGUGAAGAUUUAAGUAACAUGAAAAAACUUUCAAAAAAUUUGAAAACUGAAAAGAGCGAACGAUAUUCCAAUGAGAUGACAGCUAAAGAGGAUUCGUCUUAUAGAAAUGUAGAAAUGAUUGAGACUAAUAAAGAGAAAGACAAAGAUCACAAAUCUGGAAUUAAGACCAGGCUUAGAAAUUAUCAAUGUACUGAAAAAAAGAAGUCUGAGGGCAAAAGUAAAAGUACUAAAAGUUUCGUAUGUAAAUUUUGUAGCCGUAGUUUUAUUACUAAAUACAGGUUACGAAAGCAUUUGCAACAGUCCCACAAAAAAGAAAGUGUCAAAUUACAAAAUCAAAAAGAUACUUCCAUUAUGGUUGAACAUUCGACAAAGAUUUCAGGAAAGAGAAUCCACCAAUGUCAGUUUUGCAAAAAGCAGUUUUCUGAGAAAUUUACUUUAGCAUAUCAUGUUGAUAAGUUACACCAGAGGGAUAAAUCUAUAACUUUCCAUAGGGAGCGCCUUAAUAAUGCCAAAUUGUCUUCUCAGUAUAAUGUCAAUUCAAAACAUUUAUUAACAACAAAAGCUGAACAAAAGUGUUCUCGCGAGGAAAGUUCAGAGGAUUUGGAUGUCUGUAAUUCGGCACUAAACUUUCGUAAAAGAAGUUCAGAAUAUAUGAUUGUGAAUAAUUCUGAAGUGAACUCUAAUAAGGACAGCUCAGAAAAUUUGAAUGAAAAUUCUGUAGUAAACUCUUAUAAGAACAACUCAGAAGAUUUGCUGUUGGAUAAUGCUGAGGUCUAUUCUUGCAUAGAUAACUCAAAAGAUUUUUUGUUAAAUGAUAAUGAUUCUUCAUCAAGCGAUGAGGAAAAGGAUUAUGUAACAGCGAAUUUCGUUGUUAAUAAGAAAGUUUUGGCAAAUAUGACUGAGUUAGAAAAAGAUCUGAUAAGGCAGUAUGGUGGAUCCUCUACUGAAAAAAAGACAAAGAAAAGAAAACGAAAAAUAAGGAAAAGAAUUAACACGGUCGUUGCAGUUGAAAGACGUAAAGCCAUAGAACAUCCUGAUGUCAUAAUUUUACUACUUUUUUGUCAUUACAGAAAUGAUGCAAGUAGUCCUUUACAGAAAUUGAAAGCAACGCCUGAAUGCGAUGACGACAAAUCCUCUAUUAAAGCUAUACUGCUAAUGAAAAUGUUGCCGCAAACGAAGGGAGACAAAAUUUUAGGAGCUCCUAUCUUACGUGUAGAAAAGCUCAUUGACUACAAAAUAAGAAUAGCGAUUGAAGCAGGUAAUAAUAUAGUUCUGAAUGAGCUAUCACGCAUUGAGAUUUAUGCCACCACAGCGAAUAUCGACGGAGAAUGGGUUCUUAUAGCUGAACUGUCUACACACAAGCCUCCUCUGAUUAUACAUGUUAUACAAACGAUUAAAACUCGUUAUUUUUUCUCUGUAAGAGGCAUUGGUUAUAAUGGGUACUAUACGAUUUUCAGUAUCCCUGCAACCUGGUAAAUGUUUAUAAUGCAUAAACAAAUUUUUUGUACAAAAUA
Molecule: messenger RNA, 2054 nt
Organism: Teleopsis dalmanni
Lineage: Eukaryota; Metazoa; Arthropoda; Insecta; Diptera; Diopsidae
Product: zinc finger protein 724-like
Exons: 8
Coding region: 340-2016 (558 amino acids)
Biological process (GO): regulation of transcription by RNA polymerase II
Cellular component (GO): nucleus
Molecular function (GO): DNA-binding transcription factor activity, RNA polymerase II-specific; RNA polymerase II cis-regulatory region sequence-specific DNA binding
Source: RefSeq, a predicted model, not a curated record